Molecule: messenger RNA, 192 nt
Organism: Fulvia fulva
Lineage: Eukaryota; Fungi; Ascomycota; Dothideomycetes; Mycosphaerellales; Mycosphaerellaceae
Exons: 1
Coding region: 1-192 (63 amino acids)
Source: RefSeq, a predicted model, not a curated record
AUGCCUCCAGCAAAGCAUAUAAUACUCCUGAUCUCCCUUCUCUUCGCCUCAUCGUCAGCACACCCACCACCACAACCAAACCCACCCCCAACAGCAACCCACUGCAAUGAACCCGUCCAGCUUGGAACUGGACCUGGUAAGUCGCCAAUAACACUCCAGCACCCCGCUCUCAACUGGAGAAAGGUGAAAUGA